AUGCCUGGCUUAUAUGUGCCAAAUCAAGACAACUGCACUGGGGAGGAGAAACUGGGGAGCCUCCCCGAAUCUGUGCUUGAAAUGGGCAUGUCUGGGCAGAGCUAUAACAUUUACAAUGCUGUUUAUGCUGUAGCACAUGCUCUCCAUACUAUGUAUUCUUCGAAAACUAAACAGAAGGAAAUGGAGAAACUCAUGGGAAAGAGUCUUCUGUUACGGCCUCUUCAUGCUUUUCUGAGCAAUAUCCAUUUCAAUAAUAGUGCUGGGGAAGAAAUCUUUUUUGAUGAGGAAGGGAGCCUGCCAUCUGGAUACGAUAUCAUCAACUUGGUCACAUUCCCCAAUGACACCUUCCAGAAAGUCCAAACUGGAAGGAUGGACCCCCUGGCUCGUGAAGGAAAAACGUUCACCAUGAAUGGAAGUGCUACUGUAUGGAACCACAAGUUUAAAGAGCUAGAAUGGUUCUUGGCAGAAAUUGAGAUCUGUGGAAAUUCCAGCAAUCUCUCAGAUGAGAGCAAACAUGGAUGUUAUAAUGCAGACCAGUGUGAGAUGUGCCCAGAAGAUCAAUGUCCAAAUGAGAAACAGGAUCAAUGCAUCGCCAAAACGAUGACCUAUUUAUCCUAUGGAGAACCAUUGGGAGCGGUUUUGAUUUCUUUUGCUCUUUUGUUUUCCCUGAUCACCUUUGCUGUGAUUGGGAUCUUUGUUCUGCUCCGCAAAACUCCCAUUGUGAAAGCCAAUAACUGGAGCAUUACUUGUACCCUUCUCUCCUCUCUGCUGCUUUGCUUUCUCUGCUCCUUCCUAUUCAUUGGUCAGCCUAGGAAGGUGACCUGUCUCCUCAGACAAACCGUGUUUGGUAUCACCUUUACUGUCGCACUUUCCUCUGUGUUGGCUAAAACCAUCACUGUUGUUCUGGCCUUCCUGGCCACGAAGCCGGGAAACAGGAUGAGAAGAUGGAUAGGGAAGAGGCUGGCAGUAUCGGUCAUCAUUCUCUGUUCACUUAUUCAAAUUGGAAUCUGUGCUAUGUGGCUGGCAAACACUCCCCCUUUCCCAGAGUUUGACAUGCACUCUCAGAUCAGUGAGAUCAUGGUGCAAUGCAAUGAAGGCUCAAACACCAUGUUCUACAUCAUCCUGGGCUACAUGGGUUUUCUGGCCACCAUCAGCUUCACUGUGGCCUUCCAUGCUAGAAAGUUACCGGAUAGCUUUAAUGAAGCCAAGCUGAUCACCUUCAGCAUGCUGGUCUUCUGCACUGUUUGGAUUACUUUUGUCCCAAGCUACUUGAGCACCAAGGGGAAAUACAUGGUGGCUGUGGAGCUCUUCUCCAUCAUGGCCUCUAGUGGUGGACUGUUGAGUUGUAUCUUCCUCCCCAAAUGCUACAUUAUUAUUCUUAGACCUGAUCUGAACACCAGAGAGCAA
This is a messenger RNA of Hemicordylus capensis (graceful crag lizard), 1407 nucleotides long. RefSeq names its product vomeronasal type-2 receptor 26-like. Gene Ontology annotation, cellular component: membrane. NCBI's taxonomy places the organism in Eukaryota, Metazoa, Chordata, Lepidosauria, Squamata, Cordylidae. The record is from RefSeq and is a predicted model, not a curated record. Gene Ontology annotation, molecular function: G protein-coupled receptor activity. The annotation marks the transcript as partial. Gene Ontology annotation, biological process: G protein-coupled receptor signaling pathway. The transcript is spliced from 4 exons.